This is a messenger RNA of Prorocentrum cordatum, 1624 nucleotides long. NCBI's taxonomy places the organism in Eukaryota, Dinophyceae, Prorocentrales, Prorocentraceae. The record is from the annotation of a GenBank genome assembly.
GCCGGGCCAGGUCUAAUGACCUUCGGCCCAUCCAGGGUUGUGGGUAUGUAUGAAGCCUACGAGAUAUUCGUUGGGAUCUCGUGGGAGGCCUCUCUCGGGGGCCUUUGGAGUCAGUCUGGGGGCCUUGGGGGGCCGUUCAUGUGGCCUCCUGGGGCCUCUCUUAGGCCUCUUGGGCGCCUCUCUUGGGGCGUCGAGAUCCAGGACGUGCGCGGGGACCUCCGAGAGUUGACGUGUAUGCUUGUGCUGUUUCUUCUAGGUACUUUCCGACCCAGGCCUUCAACCUGGCCUUCAAGGACACUUUCAAGAAGAUGUUCCCCAAGUACAACCCCAAGACCGAGUUCCCGAUGUUCUUCGCCGCGAACCUGGUCUCCGGCGGGCUGGCCGCAGCGGGCAGCCUGACCAUCGUGUACCCCCUCGACUACGCCAGGACGCGCCUCGCCUCGGACGUGGGCUCCGGCAAGAAGACGUUCACCGGCCUUGGGGACUGCAUCUCGAAGACCAUGAAGGGCCCGGGUGGCUUCAUGGCGCUCUACACGGGCUUCGGCGUGUCCGUCGUCGGCAUCGUGGGCUACCGUGGCCUGCAGCUCGGCUGUUUCGACACCAUCACUGGCCUGAACCCGUACAAGAAGGACAAGGGCUUCAUGGGUGCGUUGUCGACCUUCGUCGCGGCCCAGACCGCCAUCACCAUCGGCGCGGGCGCCACCUACCCCUUCGACACCGUGCGCCGCCGCCUGCAGAUGCAGUCCGAGAAGCCCGUCGAGGAGCACCUCUACAAGGGCACCAUGGACUGCUUCAAGAAGAUCGCCGCCGAGGAGGGCCUGGCCAACGGCCUCUACAAGGGGUUCCUCGCCAACGUCGUCCGCAGCGUCGGUGGCGCGCUGGUGCUCGUCUUCUACGACCGCGCCAAGAACCUGCUCGGCCUCUGAGUGCGGAGCGAAGAGGCGCGGCGCGUGCCACUCCGCCGUGCCGCUUCGUCGGAGGGCGCAGGGCGGAGGCCGUCCGCUGGCCCCGGGGCCUGCCCCGGGCCCGGGCUCGGCGCGGGGGGCUCGGCUCGGCCCCGCCUGGGCUCGGCCCCGGGCUCUGCCCGGGCCCGGGCUCGGUCGCAAGUCAUGUCGGAGGGAUGAGGAGCGAGGGGGAGGAGUGCGGCGCGGGGCCAAUUUUUUGCUUAUUCACCCGCCCGGUGACGAUCACACAGCUCGCGCCGCUGCCAGGGGCGCUUGUCGCGGCCUGGACCUAUCCUGGCGAGGGCCAGGGCAGAUGCCGAGGGAGUUGCUGACUGCACAACCUCUGUCAUGCAUUAAUUGCACGCUCCUCCCUCCCCCCUUCCCCCUCCGAUGCCCUGCCCCCUCCUCCCCCUCCUCCCGCCCUGGCCUCGUCCGCGCCUGGCCCCACCGCAGCAGAGGCCUACCCCUGGGGACACCAAAGGGGUGGCGGUAUGGGUACCUUUCCUCCGAAUCCCUUCGGCGACGUCGUGCCCCUUGCGCCGCGUGGGCCCCCCAGGAGGGCCCCCUCCGCCCGGCGCCCCUCGGAGCCUCGCGGGUGUGCCCUCCGCCGGAUGGGGCGGCCGCGAGGGGAGCGGGCCCUGAGGGAAGCGGACCCCAAGGCUUACGCCGGGCAUGCCCCU